CUGACGUGCACACUCUUCUUCUUCGUCUUCCUUUUUUCUUUUUUUUUUUUUUUGGGGGGGGGGAGAGUCUGCACACUUUUUAGUAGCAGGCUGCGGUGGAUGCUUGUUUGUCCGACGGCCCUUGAAGGCGGCAAAGAAGAAGACACGAAAGAAGAAGAAGAGAAAAGAAGAAGAGAAGGAGAAGAGGGGACCAACUCUGGCCGCGCCGUUUGGGAGUUGCGGCGUGGAAAAAAGAAAAGGAGAAGAGGUCCCGGGCUCAUCCAGAGGCGCAUCUGCACCCCACUUGAAGAGGGGACGAAGCCCCCCCCCCCCCCCCCCCAAACCCUCCCCCGAAAAAGUGCACAGAAAGACACACAAUUAUCCCGUCUCCAUGCGGUGCUGAGGAAUGAGCAUUCGCCAUGGAAACCCAGUCCCAGGCCAGUUCCGCAGCUGAGAAGAAGAAGAGGGUGGAGACCAUCGUAGCGACCAAGGGCUCGUCGGCACGCAAUGACAUCAGCGAGAAGGCGGUGGCCUCCAGCACCACGUCCAACGAGGAUGAGAGCUCGGGCCCGCCGUACCACCGCGAGAGGCGCAACGCCCUCGGAUCCGAGCGCAACGUGACCGAGGAGCCGUCCACGUCCACGGAGGAGCGGCCCUCGCUGCUCAAGAAGGAGCUCCACGGCUCCCUGCCCCACCUGGCCGAACACGCUCUGCCCUACCGGGGGACCCUCUUCGCCAUGGACCCCCGCAACGGCUACCUGGACGCGCACUACCCUGCACCGCAGUUCUUCCCGGCCUUUCACCCGCCGGUGCCCAUCGACGACAGGCACGCGCAGGGUCGCUACAUCUACGAGCCUUCGCCCGUACCCCCUCUCCACGUGCCUCCGGCACUGGCGGGCAGCCCGGCCUUCUCGGACAUCUCCCUCAUCCGCAUCUCGCCGCAGCGAAACCCCUCGGUGGGGGCCGAGUCUCCCUUCCACCCCUCGCACCCGUACAUCAACCCCUACGUGGACUACCUCCGCUCCCUGCAGCCCCUCGCCAGCCCGUCCAUCGCCGUGCUGUCGGCCACCAGAGGCCUCAGCCCGGCCGACGCCCCCCACGCAGGCCUGACGCCCUCUGAGUACUACCACCAGAUGGCCCUCCUGGCGGGCCACCGCAGCCCCUACUCGGCCGACCUGCUGCCGUCCGUGGCUGCCUCGGCCGGUUCGGGUGCCGCCGGCGCCCUGCACAUGGAGUACCUGCAGGCCAUGGACAGUUCUCGCUUCCCGAGCCCCAGGCUGCCGUCGAGGCCCAGCAGGAAGCGGCCGCUGCCCAUCUCGCCGCUGUCGGAGCACAGUUUCGACCUGCAGACCAUGAUCCGCAACUCGCCCAACUCGCUGGUUACCAUGCUCAACAACUCACGGUCCAGCUCAUCCACCAGCGGAUCCUAUGGACACCUGUCGGCCGGAGCCAUCAGCCCUGCGUUGAGCUUCGCCUACCCGCCGACGCCGGUGGCCCUGCACAUGCACCAGCAGCUGAUGGGGCGCCAGCCGGGCAUGGUGGGCUCCGCCUUCGGCCACAGCCCGCCGCUCAUCCACCCGACACCGGCCUUCGCCACCCAGAGGCCCGUGUCUGGCUUCACGGCCACCGCCGCCGGCGGGCUGGGCGCCGGCGAGCGCUCGGCCGUCUCGGGUGACUCCUCGCAGAUCAAACCCACCAGCGAGUCUGCGGUGAGCAGCACCGGCGACCCCAUGCACCACAAGCGCUCCAAAAUGAAGCCAGAGGAGGAGAUGCCAAGCCCGGGAGCACUCAGCAUCCAGGAUCAUCCCGACGGCAUAACGCUGGUGAAGGAGGAGGGCGACAAGGACGAAGGCAAACAGGAGCCAGAGGUGGUCUACGAGACCAACUGCCACUGGGAGAACUGCUGCCGCGAGUUCGAUACCCAGGAGCAGCUCGUGCAGCACAUCAACAACGACCACAUCCACGGGGAGAAGAAGGAGUUUGUGUGUCGCUGGGAGGAAUGCUCCAGGGAGCAGAAGCCCUUUAAGGCCCAGUACAUGCUGGUGGUCCACAUGCGGCGGCACACCGGCGAGAAGCCUCACAAGUGCACGUUCGAGGGCUGCGCCAAGGCUUAUUCCCGUUUGGAGAAUCUCAAGACUCACUUGCGCUCGCACACGGGCGAGAAGCCGUACGUGUGCGAGCACGAAGGCUGCAACAAGGCCUUCUCCAAUGCCUCGGACCGAGCCAAGCAUCAAAACCGCACGCACUCAAACGAGAAACCCUACGUGUGUAAGAUCCCCGGCUGCACCAAACGCUACACGGACCCCAGCUCCCUGCGCAAGCACGUGAAGACGGUGCACGGGCCUGAGGCGCAUGUCACCAAGAAGCAGCGUGGCGACUACCCGCGGCCCCCCGCGCAGCCCCGCGAACCGGGCGCCAACGGCCAGGGACACUCGCCUGGGCAGCUGGGACUGGGCGGCUACAUGGACCAAAGGGAAUACAGCAACCACGUUACCUCCAAGCAGGACGACUGUCUGCAAGUCAAGUCCAUCAAGACGGAGAAGCCCAUGACGUCUCAGCCAAGCCCUGGCGGUCAGUCUACAUGCAGCAGUGACCAGUCCCCCGUCAGCGCCUAUCCCAGCGGUGGAGUCCAGCUUACUGUGAGCGCCGGACGCUCGCCAGGGGAGGGGCCGGACGAGGAGGAUGAGGAGGACGAGGAGGAGCAAGAGGUGGAGGAUGGCUGCCGGGGCGGGCCAGCGCCCAUCAUGGAUUCCACCAUCUCCACGGCGACGGCAGCCACGCUGACCCUGCAGGCGAGGCGCAGCGUGGGCCGCCCCCUGCGCUGGAUGGAGCACCUGAAGAUGGAGAGGCUUAAGCAGGUGAACGGAGCGAUGCCCAGGCUGGGGCCCCUGGCUCCCACGCCGCCCCCCAAAGGGUCGGCGCUCACCGGCAUCCAGGGGAAGGGAUCCUGUCUGGGCAAGCAGUGGACGUCAGCCGCGCCUCAGCCCCCCGCUCACCCCGAGCUGGCCGGCACGACCGAGUUAACGGUGCUCAACUUGCUCCGGGACCGGCGCGACAGCAGCGGGAGCGCCGCCAGCUCGGCCUACCUGAGCAGCAGCCGGCGCUCGUCGGGCAUCUCGCCGUGCUUCUCCAGCCGCCGCUCCAGCCAGGCGUCCCAGAGCGAGGGCGUGGCGGGCGGCGCCCAACACCGCCGCCUCCACAACCUCAGCUCCACCGACUCGUACGACCCCAUCUCCACCGACGCUUCCCGCCGCUCCAGCGAGGCCAGCCACUAUGGAGGCGGAGCGACGGGGAGCGGUGGCAUACUUUCAGGUGGCGUCUGUGGGGGUGUUGGAGGUAGCGGAGACGGAGGAGGGUCCCGUGGUAUACUCACUUUAACCCCCGCGCAGCACUACCACCUGAAGGCAAAGUAUGCCGCGGCAACUGGUGGCCCGCCGCCCACGCCGCUACCCAACAUGGAGCGCAUGAGCCUCAAGACUCGCAUGGCCAUGAUGGAUGAAGGCAGCACCAACCAGCAUUUGCCGCCACUCGCCGUGCCACACCGCUGCACCGAGGCCACCAACGGGUUCGUGGGACAUCCAGGCUACAGGAGGAGGGUGUUCUACCCUGGCGAGGGACCCGUGGCAGCCAACCGGAGGGCCAGCGACCCGGCGCGGACGCAGCCUUCGGACAUUUGCGCUUUGCCCGCCGUGCAGCGCUUCAACAGCCUGAGCAACCUUCACCCUCUUCCGCCUCUAUCCCAGCACCAGCCGCCGCCCCUCGACACGCGCAACCUGAACCUGCAGAAUUACACCCGCUCGGAGGGCAACCUGCAGAGGGGCUCGCAACACUCUACGUACACCCCAAGUAUCGCAGAGCAUGCCGCUUUGGAAGCUUUGGCCAUGGAGGGCGACGGGGAGGCAUACUCUCUACUCGGGGAUGAAGAUAUACUUCCCGAUGACAUGGUGCAGUAUCUCCGCUCCCAAGUCCAGGCAGACAGUGGACCAUACAUGCACAUAGAGGACCGGAUAGUCUCUGGUGAAAGGGAGAUCUCACAACACUCCAUGGAAGGGACAGAGGGGAUGAACUUCCAGGCCAACCACUGCCUCCAACAGCAGCAGACGGUCCAGAGGAGGAGCCCCAGCUUGCUUCCCAUCCAGUGGAACGAAGUGAGCUCCGGUAGCGCCGAUCGCUCUCCGCAGAGGGAUCGCAACUGCGCAAGGUGGUCCAGCGGGCAGGCCGCUUCAGAGCCUUUCGGCAGGUUCGGAAACAUGGUGGUGCAGCAGAAUCCGCCGCUGGGUUUUCACAACAGUUGCUCUCAGGCCAACCAGAGGCAAGGCCCCACCGUGGUGAAGCUGGAGACGUCCCCCAACUCGUGUAUGGAGAUGAGAGGAGCCGCACCCAACGGCUUUGGCAGGCCUCACUUCCCCAAGACCAUUGAUGGACCUCUUGCGCAACAAGCCUCCAGAAUGCAGAACCACUUUCAGCAGAACCUUAACAGCAGAGUCUCCUGCCACACCCUGACUCGGGCUUCCAUAGACAAUCUCCCAAGCGUCUCCCAGGAUAAAGUCCUUUAUCCCAAUCAGAAAGGCCCACGGCCACCCGCCAACACUUACAGGAACUUGGCGAGGAACCAUCUUAACCCCAGAAGCUGCACUGAAGUUCCGCAGCAACUGCAGAAUGGUGGGACCCUCUGUUCCCUAAAGCUGGAGGCCUCGGAACACGGAUACCUCCAGCCAGGCUUCAGUGAUCCCAUUUCCUUCCAGCAAACAGAUCACAAGGCAGCCUCAUUCCCGAUCCUGGAAGACCACUACUUGCUGGACUCCUUAGAUGGCGGCAACGGUCCGGGCGACUGCGUCUCCCUCUUGUCUCCCGCGUCUGACCAAGUGACCAGUACUGUUGAGGCCGGAACGGUGCCCGCCGCAGUGUUGGACGAAGUCAUAUCUCUGGACUUUGGCGCCAUGAUGGAGGACGGCUUCGACCAAGGCAGCCUGGUGUCGGGCCCGUUGAGCCCCUCCAUUUUCCAAGGUCUGUCCAGGACCUCGUCCCGUUUGACCACCCCUCGGGGGUCGGCCACCUUCCCGGCCGCGGUGGCUCCCGGCGUCAACAACAUGGCCAUCGGCGACAUGAGCUCCCUACUCAGCAGCCUCGCCGAGGAGAGCAAGUUUCUUGCCAUCAUGCAGUAGCCACCCUCGCUCCUCUGCUUUCUUCUCUCGGAAAAAAAUGGUGUAUGUGAAGGCAAAAAGUGGCAAUUAUGAGAACGUUUUAAAAAGAUUUACUCUCACGGAGAAGCGGGAUGAAAAUGAUGUACAGAUAAAGAAUAGUUUUAUUCCUUUUUCGGGAACGAAGGCUGUUUUUCAGGCCCUUUUUCUUUGUAUGACAAUGUGAGCUCACGUCUUCAAACAGUAUUCUUGCGUAUUGUCACUGUUUUUGCUGUGCACACUGUUGGUAAGAAAACAAUAACACUAGAAGAUGAAUAAUAACGCAUGUAUUCAAGGAGAAACACUGUCGUAACGACAGUGUCGUUACAAGCCGAUAUUUCCUGAGCCACGAAGCCAUCAAACUUCACCGUCACGCUCCGCCCACAAGGAAUGACAAUGUUUGCCAUUUUGUCAUUGUCCAUGUAUGUGUCUUGCAUACAUGCUUGAAAUUUUGUAGCAAUCAGACAAAAAUCUCGAGGAUACGUUUGCUUUUGAAGAAAACCUGCAAAUUCCCUAAAAUGACCGCUUCACAACCAAAAUGUCAGACUUGUUGUGUAUUUUCCUUAAUGGCUUCUUGAGACUUUUUUUUUUUAGUGGGUCUCCUCGUGAGAGACUUGCCGAGCAAACUUUAGCUUGCUAAGUGAAAAGCGAUUUUAUUCAAAACAUUUUGGUGGUUUCGAAUGCGUCAUCAAAGCUCACCCACACGCAAUGACGCAAACUCAAAUGUUGAGUAAUUUCACAUCACACUUUUUGUCUAGUGUACGUAGUUCAAAUUUGGUAGCAGUUGGAAAAAAAAAUCUUUAGGACAAGUUUAGUCUUUUAAUGACACCUGGAAAUAGCCAAAUUGACCCCAAAAUGGCCACUUCAAACCAAAAUGGCAGACUUCCUUUGUAGGGUUCUUAAGACUUUUUUGCGGGUCUACUCAUGUUCGACGUUUCUACCAUCUUUCCUGAUGCGAAAUGAAACUGGCUUCAUGGGGCUGAAUUUUCUUAAAAGCCAAAAAUGACCGAGAAAUAGUCGCUUUAAUUCAAACCAAAAUGGUGGAUUUUCUGUGUCUUUUGAGGCAUGACUUCUUGAGACUUUUUUGUGGGUCUACCAAUGUUGGACAUGUCUACCAAAUGUCAUGUAGCUAAGUGUAAUUGGCUUUGUGGGCGGAAUUUCCUUUGAAUGUCCCCUGGAAAGAGCCAAAAUGACUCUGUAAUGGCCACUUCAAUUCAAACCAUAAUGGCAGACGUCCCCUGUAUUUUCAGGCAUGGCUUCGUGAGACUUUUUUGUGGGACUACUCAUGAUCGGUAUGUUUACCAAGUUUCAUGUUGCUCGAUGAAACCGGCAUCGGGGGCUGAAUUUUCAAAUAUUUCUUCGCUGGUUGCAUCAUGUGUUCACAAAUUCAGGAAGACUUUUUAAUGGCUCCUGAUGGGGGGGGGGGCAAGUUUCCCAAGCCCUGAUUUCCUGUCAGUGUUUCUACCCAGUGAUGUUUUUUAAGAGAAAGUACAGUGCAAAAAAAAAAGGAAAAAAAUCUAGGCUGAAACAAUCAAGUAUUAAGAUUGAGUUUGUCUGGUGCGGUACUCCAGUGUAUAUACUGUAACAGUGUUUUUAUAUUCUCUUUUUUCAGGUGCUUACUCACAUACGUACUUUUGUCUUAAUGGACGCUGACGCUGGUCCAGCAGCACAUGAUUUUUUUUUUUUUUAAUGCUGUACAGUAGUGAUGUGUUUAUUAAUUUUUUUAUGAUUUUUGUCUUCUCCAAAGCUCUUAAAUUCCGCCGUCAAGUAUUGCAGCGACGUCGUCACCAGUGUUAGUCUUACUGUUGCCUUGCCUAUUCUAUUUCCUUUACAUUUUUAAUUUGUACACGCGUGCGCAAUAUCGAAAGUAGUUUAGCAUCAAAGCAAUGAGGUACAUUUUUUGUUUGUUUGCUUUUUGGUACUUUUUUGUAGCAGGGCAUUGAUGUAUUGUUUUCUUUUUUAAUGAAUAAUGGGGGAAAAAAGAACUAUUUCCUUUCAAAGGAGGAAAUUGCAUUGAGGUAUGUGCCUUAUACGUUUCAGUAAAGAGAAGAAACACUGCCAAUCUUCCAUUGUGAAUAAUGAAGAAAAGAAAAUCAACAUGGGGAAAAAAAAGAACAUUUAUAUUAAAAAAAUGUCCAAUUAUGCGAAGAGCCCAGAUUUGUCAGUUGCAUUUGACUAUUUGAUUUGAUUUUGUUUUCACAUUUUUC
Molecule: messenger RNA, 7366 nt
Organism: Phycodurus eques (leafy seadragon)
Lineage: Eukaryota; Metazoa; Chordata; Actinopteri; Syngnathiformes; Syngnathidae
Gene: gli3
Product: GLI family zinc finger 3
Exons: 15
Coding region: 399-5144 (1581 amino acids)
Biological process (GO): smoothened signaling pathway; regulation of transcription by RNA polymerase II
Cellular component (GO): nucleus
Molecular function (GO): RNA polymerase II cis-regulatory region sequence-specific DNA binding; DNA-binding transcription factor activity, RNA polymerase II-specific
Source: RefSeq, a predicted model, not a curated record